GGAGUGGAUCGAGUGGCAGUUGAAGAGAACAAGAAUGGAGUGCGGUUGUGCCGCGUCGUACAUGGGUCCAUCCCUGGCCAAUACCUGCGGAGGAGGAAGCUUCGUCCUCUUCAUGACCUUACUGGACACCUUCAUCCGGAACAGGUGCGACCUCUCCGAGGUCUGCAGUCGAGUGAGACCAAGAAUCCGACCGAACUUGGAGUACGAUUUCGUGGUUAUUGGAAGCGGAAGCGGCGGAUCAGUCGCGGCCGGUCGCCUCGCCGAGGAGAAAGGAUGGAGGGUCCUGCUGCUGGAAGCCGGAGGUGAAGAACCUGCGGGUUCGCAAGUUCCAGCUAUGGUGGUUAACUAUUUUGGACAUCCAGAGAUGGAUUGGGGCUACAAGACCGAACCGGAACCGGUAGCCUGCAAAGAGAAUGAUGAGAAGCGUUGCGAAUGGAUCAGAGGAAAGGUGUUGGGUGGAUGCAGCGUGUUGAACGGGAUGAUGUACAUAAGAGGAACGCAGCGCGAUUUCGACAAUUGGGCGGCGGCAGGAAACACGGGCUGGAGCUAUAACGAGGUGCUUCCUUACUUCAUGAAGUCGGAGGACAACCAGGAGAUUGGGUCCUUAGUGGAUGGGAAGUAUCACGGAGAGGGUGGACCUUUGACCACAUCCCGCUUCCCCCAUCAGCCGGAACUCGCAGAGGACAUCCUGAUGGCAGCCCAGCAGGUCGGAUAUGAAGUCAGCGAGGACUUAAACGGAGAUCGGUUCACAGGAUUCGCAAUUACGCAGACUAAUAACAGGAAUGGUACUCGUGUGAGUUCAGCUCGGGCGUUUGUGAGGCCGCACAGAGAUAAUCCCAAUUUCCAUGUCAUGUUGAAUUCAACGGCGACGAAAAUAAUGGUCGAGGAUUUGGGUGGCGGCAGGAAGCGAGCGACGGGGGUGAAAUUCGUCUACAACAAUAAGGAGUACUUGGUGAAGGUGAAGAACGAGGUGAUUGUAGCUGGAGGAGCGGUCAACUCUCCGCAACUCCUGAUGUUAUCCGGUGUAGGACCUAAGGAGGAUUUGGAGAAGGUUGGGAUUAAGCAGGUGCACAAUCUUCCCGGAGUCGGGAAGAAUCUUCAGAACCACGUUACUUUCUAUUUGAGUUUCCUGAUGAAGAAGAGGAAGAACUUCAACGAUUUGGAUUGGGCCAACGCUUUGGAAUACAUCCUUAAUAGAGAAGGUCCGAUGAGUUCUACGGGUAUGUCUCAGGUGACUGCAAGAUUGAACUCCAAAUUCGCCGAUCCGAGCGGCAACAACCCUGAUUUACAGCUCUUCUUCGGCGGUUACUCGGCGAACUGCGCUAGCAGCGGUGAGGUGAAGGCCCUCGCGGAUCCGGAUAAUCCCACGUCCCCGAAGCACUUCACCAUCUCCCCCGUUGUUCUACAUCCGAAGAGCGUGGGGUACUUGACUCUGAGAUCUAGUGACCCUCUGGAUGCUCCCUUAAUCUACGGCAACUACUUAACGGAACCAGAAGACGUUGCGACCCUGGUCGAGGGGAUUAGAGUGUCCCAAAGAUUAGCAGCUGCGCCGCGCCUGAAGGCGAAGUACGGGGUGGAAAUCGAUGUAGAAAGCUACGGAAACUGCGCCGAGAUCCACGGCUACGACACCGACGAUUUCUGGCAGUGCGCCGUCAAGUACUCCACCGGCCCAGAAAACCAUCAAGCCGGAACUUGCAAAAUGGGACCAUCUUCGGAUCCAAAAGCUGUCGUCAAUCCGGAACUUCUAGUCCACGGAAUCGACAACAUCCGCGUGAUGGAUGCAUCCAUAAUGCCGAAUCUCGUUUCAGGAAAUACAGCCGCAACCGUAAUGAUGAUCGCCGAGAAAGGCGUCGAUAUGAUCAAAAACAAAUGGCUUCCAAAUGUAACAAAUCGUGGCUCUUACGACGAGAACCAAAUCAACAACCACAAAUUCCUCUCCAAACCCUUCCAAUUUGCAAACAACAAAUCACCGUACCAGCAGCAGCAGUCCGAAAUUAUCUACAGAACCGCAAAAUUCUUGUGAUCCUAUUUAUUAUUAUUAUUAUUAUAACAAUUAUUUAUUUCGCUCUCCAAAAUUUUAGUUUGUAGGUAUUUAUAAUGAAUACGCUAAUAAAUGUUAUUAUUUACGAUGGAAAGUUCGCAUUGAAUUUACGAGUCCCAUGCAAAACGAAUAUGAAACGUGGCAGAGCGCAUAUUUCGCCGUUGAUUUAAUUUGUGAUUAAACAUCUACAGCGUUCGGAAACUUCAAUGUACAAAGUUGCGCCACCUAAUGAAAAUUACACACGGAACC
This is a messenger RNA of Nicrophorus vespilloides, 2290 nucleotides long. Its product is annotated as glucose dehydrogenase [FAD, quinone]-like. NCBI's taxonomy places the organism in Eukaryota, Metazoa, Arthropoda, Insecta, Coleoptera, Silphidae. The coding region runs from base 35 to 2023 and encodes 662 amino acids. The record is from RefSeq and is a predicted model, not a curated record. Gene Ontology annotation, molecular function: oxidoreductase activity, acting on CH-OH group of donors; flavin adenine dinucleotide binding. The transcript has 3 exons.